AAAAGUCAGAAUACUGGGAUUAAAGUAAACAUUUUCAGAUAUAAAUAAGAAUUCUGACUUUUUUUUCCCCUCCCAGGAUUCUGACUUUAAUCUCAGAAGUGUGAAUGUUUUCCCCCUCAAAAUUUAACUUAAGCUCAGAAUUCAUGCUGUAUUUAUUUAUUUAUUUGUUCAUUUUACAUGUGGCUCUAAUACUCUUCCGUAAUUACCAGGCCGAUUCUGUCCAGGAGAAGAAGAACAAACAUGGUGUCAAAAACACUAAUGUGAUGCCAUUCCUCGUGACUAACCGAGGGCCACCUUCUUUGUGUCUCUCCCCUCACCAGCAGCAGCACCAGCAGCAGCAGUAGAGAGAGAGGGAGAGAGAGAAUGCUUCACAUCAGACAGAGCCUCAGCCGGCUGCAGCAGCGGUGGAGGGAGGCUCACUAACUGACAGAGAGGAGACAGAGGCAAACCUCCGUCCUUCGCGACACUUAAAACACCCGAAAGUGGAAGGAAAAGGGCGGUGAAAGAGCUGGACCCGGAGAGAACUACGUUCAUUUUUUAUUUACGUGUUGUUUUUCUUCUGUACUUGAGGAUGUACUGUGUCCGCUGGCUAACCAGGUAGAGCGGCAGAGACUUGACUGGAUUUUCAUCACACCGCCGCUGCCGCCCAGUCGUUUGCUUCGGCAGGCAGAAACGGAGCCACGUACGGCGGCGGCCACUCAGCCACUCAGCCCCGACAGUGAGGAGGAGGAGAGCCAGUGACACGAGGCGCCACUUUCUUUUCGUAUUCCCACACAGCUUUAAUGAAGAGGCAAACCUGCUAACAUUCAUGCAGAAGGGACCCUCGUCAACAAGUAUGGGGUCACCAUGGAAACCAUUUCUCCUUCUGUCUGUCAUCAGUGGCCUUUCAGAUUUCGCAAGAGCUGUCGCAGCACGGCCUAUAUCGUACGCCGCAGUGUUGCGACUGAGGCCGGACAGCUCUUCAUCCGUGCUCAACGCGCGCAGCAGAUCCAGACAACACCACAGUGGUGGGCUGGUGACGACUGACUGGCCUGUUUUCUCCAGUCACCCACUGUCAGCCCUGAGUCUGCUCAGCUCUCAGGAGGACUAUCGUAGCGAAGAAAGCGAAGAGUUUGGGCCCCUAUUUGUUCAAGAGCCUGACGAUGCUAUUUUUCCACUGGAUUCUAACGACAAGAAAGUGAUGAUGCACUGUGAAGCGCGGGGAAAUCCAACACCUAAGUACAGUUGGUACAUCAAUGGGACAGAAGUGGACUCGGAGGCGGAUUACCGCUACACUUUAAUUGAUGGAAACUUGAUUAUUAGCAAUGCGAGUGAGACCACGGACUACGGCAAGUACCAGUGUAAAGCAGAGAACAGCGUCGGGACCAUCUUGAGUCGAGAUGCUCACGUACAGUUUGCAUAUCUUGGUGCUUUCAGUGGGAAGACCCGAGGCGGGGUCUCGGUGCGUGAAGGCCAAGGUGUGGUUCUCAUGUGCACCCCUCCUAAUCAUUCACCAGAGAUUAUCUACAGCUGGGUGUUCAAUGUGUUCCCCUCCUUUGUUGCCGAGGACAGCCGGCGCUUCAUCUCCCAGAACACAGGCAACCUGUACAUCUCAAAGGUGCAACCAUCUGACGUGGGGAGUUACAUCUGUCUGGUGAAGAACACGGUGACAAAUGCCAGGGUUCUGAGCCCUCCAACGCCUCUGACACUGAAAACUGACGGUGUCAUGGGUGAAUAUGAGCCCAAAAUUGAAGUGCAUUUCCCUACAUCUGUUCUGGCUGCCAAAGGAGUCACUGUCAGGCUGGAGUGCUUCGCUCUGGGGAAUCCAGUGCCAACAAUCACCUGGAGGAAGAUAAAUGGCAACAUCCCCAAGAAGGCACGGCUCCGGAAGUCGCAGGCUGUGCUGGAAAUCCCCAACAUCCAAUUGGACGACUCAGGAACUUACGAGUGUAAGGCUGAGAAUCCGAGAGGAGGGACUGCUUUCAAAGGACAUCUACAGGUCUACACCUUUCCUCUGUGGGUGAGAAUGAUUAAUGAUACUCAGAUGGAUAGUGGCGAGAAGCUCCAAUGGGAGUGCAAGGCCACAGGGAGGCCCCGGCCCACCUAUCGCUGGCUUCGUGACGGCUUGCCCUUGACAUCCCAGGGUCGCGUUGAAAUCGUGAACGGAGAUCUGACCAUUUACAAAGUGCAGCAGACAGACUCGGGGAUGUACCAGUGUGUUGCAGAAAAUAAAUACGGGGCCAUCUACUCCAGUGCUGAACUAAAGAUUUUAGCAUCAGCACCCGUUUUUGUUCCCAAUCCCAUACGGGUCAUUGCCACGCUUGGAAAAGACGUGUCGCUUGAAUGCAAACCCAGAGCAUCACCGAAACCACGGAUCACAUGGAAGAGAGGAGACAGGAGGAUACAGCCGAAUAAAAGGAUUAUGUUGUUACGGAACAACACUUUAAGGAUUGUUAACUCCAGCCGAGCGGAUGAGGGGAACUAUGUGUGCCGGGCGGAGAAUCAGUUUGGCUCGGCAGAGAUGACUGCCAUACUGUGGGUAAAAGAGGCCAUGCGUGUGGAGCUUAGCCCGAUCCGGGUGGAAGUCACUGUGGGGGAGAGCGUGGUGCUGAGCUGCAGAGCGACACAUGACACAUCGCUGGACGUGGCCUUCCAGUGGUUCUUCAAUCAGAGGCCCAUCAACUUCCAGCAGGAUGGCAGCCACUUUGAAUACAUCCAAACAGUAAGAGUGAGACAGUCUGCAACAGUGGAUCUGAUGAUCAGGAGCAUAUUACUGAAGCAUGCUGGGAAGUAUGGGUGUCGGGCGCAGACCAUUGCCGACACUGUGUUUGCAGAGGCUGAACUUCUUGUGCGGGGUCCUCCUGGCCCUCCUGGCGUAGUGAUAGUGGAGGAGAUCACAGAUACCACAGCCACCCUGUCAUGGACCCGUGGCCUAGACAACCACAGCCCUAUCACCACCUAUAAUUUACAGGCCCGCAGCCCAUUUUCUCUCGGCUGGCAAACUGUCAAAACAGAUCCAGACCCAGUCACUGGGGACAUGGAGUCGGCUAUCGCUGUGGAGCUCAACCCCUGGGUGGAGUAUGAGUUUAGGGUGGUGGCCAGCAACGCCAUCGGGACUGGAGAUCCCAGUGCACCUUCGAGAGCAGUACGGACUAAAGAAGCAGUUCCGGCAGUGGCGCCAGCCAACGUGAGUGGAGGGAAUGGUCGCAGGCAUGAACUGGUCAUCUCAUGGGAGCCGGUGUCUGAGGAGUUCCAAAAUGGCGAGGGCUUCGGGUACAUCGUCGCAUUCCGUGCCAACGGAACCCGAGGCUGGAAGGAGAAGAUGGUGACUUCGGCGGAUUCCACGACGUACAAAUACCGAGACGAGACCUUCCCUCCCCUCACUCCGUUCGAAGUCAAAGUGGGAGUGUACAACAAUAAGGGAGACGGACCAUUCAGCAAAGUGGUUAUCAUCCACUCUGCAGAGGGGGAACCGAGGGAAGCGCCGACAGACGUGAAAGCUCACAGCCUCUCUGCAUCAGAGAUCAGGAUCACAUGGAAACCUCCCAAUCCCGGUCCCGGGCGACCCAGAGGAUAUGAGGUCAGCUACUGGAAAGACAUGGAGCAGGAAGAGUCGAGCAAAAAACAAAGAACGGUGAAAAACGAAACAUCCACAGUCCUGACUCAACUGGAGGGGAACAGUCUGUACCUCAUCACGGUGAAAGGCUUCAACAGCAUUGGCCAGGGUCCUGCAAGUGCUGCUGUCACAGCCAGGACCAGGAAAGCCCCGCCGGCUCAACCUCCAGCCAGCCUCAUGUGGAUUCAGGAGGGCAACAACGUGUCAUUAAGCUGGGAUCCGGUGAAAGCAAAAGACAAUGAAUCUGAUGUCAUCGGGUACAUGGUGUUAAUCAAACAGGAGGGCAGAGGCUACAGCCAGGUGACAAGAACCAUAAACCCGUCCACCAUGCUCUCACUGCCGGAGGGGGGCACCUAUAUCAUUGAGGUGCGCGCUCUCAGUGAAGGAGGAGAAGGAGCCGUCAGCUCCCAGGUUCGAGUCGUCACCUCCUCCGGUGUUCGUGCAAAAAGCAACCAGUGCUCGGUGCACUCGCCGCCGCAGAGCCUAACAUGGGCAGCACUGCUCCUGGUUCUUCUGGUGCCUUCAGCUUCCUGGUGAGGCCACUGUGGCGUCCUCAUGUCCACAGAGGGAGCCACCAGUCUUUGCUCCCUCACUCCCUCUGACUGCCUGCUUGCUUUGGCCUUACCCGUCCCAAAGGGCCCAAGGACUGCCGAAGGGGGUCGAGUCUGCCAGUCAACUCACUUCAUCCUUUUUUCAAGUUCUACUCUGUUCCUUUUAUUGACGUUCCCCCCCCCCCGGACGUUUGAUUUGCUGUAUUUCCAACACCUCGGUGGUGUCGUACUGUAGUAUACAUUGUGUGGAAACAUUUGUCUAACUAUUUACUUUACAUCACGUGUUCCGCUGCACUGACUGGCAUCGCACCACGUCCAGACGGCCCCCACAGCUCCGGGGCCUCUGCAGAGCGUGAACAUUUCCUUGAGAGCUGCUGUGGCAGUAAUACAGGGAUCAGCCGGCCUGUUUCUUCUCAUUACUUAUCUGCAUCAAUUUACCCCUUGGCUGCCUAACAAGCAAUGAAGCAGACGCUCAGUAGAGAUAAGUGCAUUGUUUUCUUAUUCACACAUUGAGGUGGUGGGGGGGGGGGAAAGUUUUUUAUGGAACCAAGAAUCUUACUAUUUCCAGACUUGCUUUUUGUACAUUGUGUUACCUUUAGAGAGAAACAACAAAAAAAAAAAGAAAAACAGUGGUGUGUGUCCGCUCUGUCAUACUCUGUUUUUGGUAGCGAUUAAGCAACGCUUGGUGGUACGGUUUGUUGACUGGAUGUGUGGAAGUACGUGACCGGGUAUGUUUACCUGUGACCGGAAGCACACCGACGCGACAAAGAUAACGCUAUACGGACUCUUGGUGUCAGUACAAAUAAAUGUGAUGUAUAUUUUUUAAA
Messenger RNA from Solea solea (common sole), 4973 nucleotides. RefSeq names its product contactin 5 (gene cntn5). The record is from RefSeq and is a predicted model, not a curated record. Gene Ontology annotation, biological process: brain development; cell-cell adhesion. Gene Ontology annotation, molecular function: cell-cell adhesion mediator activity. The coding region runs from base 809 to 4132 and encodes 1107 amino acids. Lineage: Eukaryota; Metazoa; Chordata; Actinopteri; Pleuronectiformes; Soleidae. The transcript is spliced from 24 exons.